Phaeoacremonium minimum UCRPA7 is the source of this 876-nucleotide messenger RNA. RefSeq names its product putative sh3 domain-containing protein. Gene Ontology annotation, cellular component: ESCRT-0 complex. The record is from RefSeq and is a predicted model, not a curated record. The transcript has 2 exons. Bases 1 to 876 code for a protein of 291 amino acids. Gene Ontology annotation, molecular function: protein binding. NCBI's taxonomy places the organism in Eukaryota, Fungi, Ascomycota, Sordariomycetes, Togniniales, Togniniaceae. Gene Ontology annotation, biological process: protein transport to vacuole involved in ubiquitin-dependent protein catabolic process via the multivesicular body sorting pathway.
AUGGCUGAACGCCAGAAGAUCAUCGAGUCGAACCGGUCUCUCCGGCUCAUUAAGAAUGAGCUGGAAAGCCUCCUAGAAAAGGGCGUCAUCGGCGACGAUGUGUUCGACAGCAUCUCCCGCCUCCUGCCCGCCGAGUCCUCGCUCUCCAGCGCCGGCACGCCCGCUACACGCACCGCGGGUUUCCCUACCCCAGCAUCCACCGCCAGCGCAACGCCGGCCUCGCCGCAGCCUCCCGCCGCCGGCUUUGCCAACCUCAACCUGAACAACAAUAGCAGCAGCCACGAGCCCCCCUCCUACACCCAGUCCACCGGCACGCCGUCCGUCCAGGCCCAGGCCCAGGCCGCGCACCCGCCGCCGCCGCCUCCGCCCGCAGGCAAGCCGGUGAUCGCGCACGCCCGCGCGCUGUACAAGUAUGCCGCCUCGGACGCGCGCGACUGCUCGUUCGAGCGCGACGACCGCAUCGCCGUGCACGAGUACAUGAACGCGGACUGGUGGAUGGGGCGCAACCUGCGGACGGGCUCCGAGGGCAUCUUCCCCAAGAACUACGUCGAGCUCGACGUCGCGCCGCCGCCGGGCCCUCCCCCGCCGCAGAUGACGCCCGCGGGCUACCCCGUGGACGAGAAGGCCGGGUACAACGGGUACCAGCCGCCCGCGCAGCCGCAGUACGGCGGGUAUCCGCCACCCCCGGGACAGCAGAACCCGUACAAUAGCAACGUCCCCCCUAUGGCGGUGGCGGAGCAGGGGUCCGGGUCUGGCCAGGGCGGCGAUGGCAAGGUGGGCGAGUACGGCAAGAAGUUUGGCAAGAAGUUGGGGAAUGCGGCCAUCUUUGGUGCGGGUGCGACGAUUGGUGGAAACAUUGUCAACUCGAUCUUCUAA